AUUCCAACAAUUUUGAAGGCAACUAUUUUGAGGAAUUCUCUGGAAGUACGUCGAGAGACUGGACACAUCGUAACACAAAGUGCAAAAAGGAAGGGUCACUUCCAGUGUUCCGGCUGCAGGCACGUCGCGAUUCCGAUCACGAGAUAAUCAAAGAAAUUAGGAGCGAAAAUAAGAUGUGUCGCAAGUAAUCUAAAGAAUAUUUACAUCCAAGUGCGCAAUUUGUGACGAUCACGAGGAAAGAAAGGUCAUGACGCGCUAUAAUUAAUUGAAAAAAUGGCUCAUCGCGGAUAGGAACGUCGAGUGUUAUGGAAAAUUUACGGGAAAUCCGAAAAGAUAAAAAAAGAAAUCUACACGUCUCAGUACUAAAUGCUGCCGGCCUCGUAAAAAUAUCGAUAACAAUCCCCGGUAUCGGCAUCACAUUCCGGUCCGUGCGGAUAUCUUUAUUCCGAGGCCGCGUGUGUGCCACCCCCGAUCCCUCGCCUUCACCCUCUACGAGAAGGGUGGCUCGCGGUGGCGCCGUGUCCGGUCAAAAUGGGAACGACACAGCUUGCGCCGGAACCGCGCAGAUCCUCCUCAGUAGUUGCCCAGACGCUGUCACGGGCGUAGCUGGAUGCUGGGUCGUCUCUCUCUCUCGCGCGCGCGCGUGCCGCAGGGAGGCGCUUCCUUUUCUUCUUCCUCUUCCUCCUAAUCACGUCCUCCGUCGUCGACGACGUCGCCGCUGUCGUCCUCAUCGUCGCCGCCGUCAUCGCUGUCGUCGUCAUCACCAUCGUCAUCGACGACCGGCCUCGAUCGCGGCGUCGCGUUCGUUAACACGGCUCGAUCGCCACCUCUGAGAACGAGGAGAAGACGCCGGAGAAAAGGGAGGCCGACGACAGACGCAAAGGGUUUCUCCUGCCGGCGUGACAGAGGAGGGGGAGAGAGAGAGAGAGACAAGCAGAUAGACACAGACAGAAAGAGAGAGGGAGAGAGAGAGAGAGAGAGAGAGAGAGACAGAGAGAAAGCGAGGGUGUGUGAGAGAGAGAAAAAGAAAGAGAGAGAGAGAAAGUGAGGAACGGACAGGUGGAUCGAGACGAGAAGGGGGUAGUCGGAAGGAACGAGAGAUAUAGGACGUGACAGAGACCGACCGACCGGCGGCGGCGGAGGGGAGGUGUUGCUCAAGUGUAUGGUCUGUGUAUGGUGCAGUGCGGUGCUGUGCUCGAGAGAGAGAAUGGCGUGGACGGAUUUCGACGCGUGCAUCUCGUCGUGACGUAGAAAGUCGGCUCCGAAAGUGUGGGGGUGCUAAGCCGAGGAAUGGAGGAAACGUGGCAGUGGGAGCAGCGAAAGCACUGCCAUAUCAUUCUGCUCAACUCUUUGUCGUACCUAAAGGAGAGCCCGGAACAGACUGCAGAUGAACGAAAACGGCUGCACGGCUGCUAUGGCAAGGAAAGCGACAUCCUGAAGACGAAAAGUCACGUGCCAGGUCUGUAGCGCUCGGUAAGGAAGAGAGGGACCCCCCGGGCAGUGUCGAGCACAAGAAGAGGGGGUCGUCAUGGGCCCGACAAGCCAAAUCGUACCCCACUGAGCGAUGCAAGUAGUUAGGGCCGGGGCCCUGCUAGUGAGCAUGUGGCUCACUAGAGAAUGAAGAAGCAAAACGUCCGGACCCUAUCAUUAAUCGUCUUCACGUUUACUUAUCUCCUCGUCGGUGCUGCAAUCUUCGACGUACUCGAGUCCGAGACGGAGAAAUCACGCAAAGAAGCAUUGGACGACAUUGAGAAAAAAGUCAUACGAAAAUAUAAUAUAAGCGAGGACGACUUCAAGAUCAUGGAAACAGUGGUGCUGAAGACGGAACCUCACAAGGCUGGUCAACAGUGGAAGUUCGCCGGCGCGUUUUAUUAUGCCACAACGGUCCUCACCACGAUAGGUUACGGACACUCGACGCCGAAUACCAUAAGCGGCAAACUGUUCACGAUGUUCUAUGCGAUUGUCGGUAUCCCAUUAGGACUCGUAAUGUUCCAGAGCAUAGGAGAACGCUUGAAUAAGUUCUCAUCUGUCGUGAUACGGAACGUAAAGAGGCUUCUAAACUGCAAGGACGUCCAGGCCUCGGAGAUAAAUCUCAUCUGCGUGGUGACGACUCUGUCGUGCCUGACCAUCGCCGGCGGUGCCGCCGCGUUCUCUAAAUACGAAGGGUGGACCUACUUCGAUUCCAUUUACUAUUGCUUCAUCACUCUGACGACCAUCGGCUUUGGCGACAUGGUCGCGCUGCAGAAGGACAACGCGCUAAACAAGAAGCCCGAGUACGUGAUGUUCGCCCUAAUAUUCAUCCUCUUCGGCUUGGCGAUCGUGGCGGCUUCGUUGAAUCUGUUGGUCCUGAGAUUCGUGACGAUGAACACGGAGGACGAGAGACGAGACGAAGCCGAAGCGUUACAGGCGGCUCAAGGCGCGGUGCGCCUCGAGGGCGACGUGAUAACGGCCAACGGCUCGAUACUAUCCGGUCAGAUCGGUAAUCAGGGCGAUGCGAUAUCGUUAGACGACGAGACAUCGGUGUGCAGUUGCCGUUGCAACGGCUUCCAGAGGAAACGACGGAGACCGCGCUUCACGGUCCGUCGUUCGCCCGGCAAGAUCUCGCAUCUGCUGCAGAUGCAACAGCUGUCGGCGUUGAAUGUGCACGGCGACGACGAGCUGCCCCCGCUGCCGCUCACGCCUCUCCUGCAACUGCCGCCGCUGUAUCAGCAUCGCGCGAGCAUCUGACGUUGCUCGGGCGCGAGGAGCCUGAUGCUGGACCUCGAUGAGGAUGAGCGAUAUUACCAUCACCAGUAUCAAUUGUUGCAGCCGCGGCGGGUGUCCGUCUGAGAGAGUAUUGUUUCUACUCGCCGUGCAGCCGCCACUUCAACGAAUUUUAAUCGCCGUCGCGAGACGCUAUUAUCACCGCCACGAGUUCUCCUCUCUCUCUCUCUCUCUCUCUCUCUCUCUUUCCCUCUCUCCUCUCUCGUUCUCUUUCUCUCAUUCGACCUCGCUUUUCCAUUUCCUUCUCCCAUUUCCCUUGAUUCUCGUGGAACGAGAGCGAGUUUUCGUGCAGGCAAUCGGGAUCGAUUAAAGCGGAUUGCCGGAGUUGAAGUCGAGCCGUUCAAUGUCGAACGGAGCUUCCGGAAGUAGCGACGGCGCCGAAUGCCCUUCAACUGGUGCACGGAUCUUUCCGUUCGCGAUACAUCGCCGUCGUCUGGGCCCGCUGACUUGCGGAACCACGGACGAUAUUAGAGUGCAUUCGAUCGUGAUGAAUUUUUGCGCUGCCGAGCGGGUGACGAGAAUUAAUCGCCCGUUAAUGGACACGAGGUCUUUCGUUCUGGUACUACUCGUGAAUGGCUGUGGCGUUCGUCAGUAUCGCGAAGUGCGACGUGCGACAAGAUUUUGUGCGUAUAAUAAUGACGACGUUAGACUGUAUCCGUAGUCUGUAGCUAGGUCGUUUAACUCUUUACGGCUAAAAUUAUUUUUCUCGGGAAGGAAAGAGGAAUGUUAACGAUAUUUAUAUGUCGAAGUGUCCGUCGUACGAGAUUAAUACGCAGGCUAUCGCACGUUUCUCUUUUCGUUUGGGAAUCUAUCUCGAUAAAAGUGUCAUUGUAUGUAGGAGGAGCGAUGAUUGCGCCAAAUGUGAAAACAAUUCUAUAUGAUCCUUGUAUUUUUUCUGGGAUUGUCAUACAGAGCAGAUUUCUUAGAACAUAACGAAAUGAAAAUCCUGAAUCACGUCGCAAGUACUGGUGAGAACAACGAGCCGACCGAAAGUUGCGCGUGUACACAGGGAUCGUGCGAUUGUAAGAUCUGCAGUCGAGAGAUGUGAAAAAAAAUGAAACGGCCGAACGGGAAGGACGAAAAGAAGUGAAUGCGAGGCGCGACUGUUCGAGUGAAUGUGAACGUGUGAGCGAACACGCGAGGGAGUGCGAAUGUGCGGCUGCAUGGAAGAACUGCAAAGAUGUGAGAGUGUGCGACUGCGAAUGCUAAAUUUACAUCUACGUUCACGUUCUCACACGGAAGAGAAGAGAGAGAGCGAGAGAGGGAAACAGAGAAAGAAAGAUAGAAAGAGAAUGGGAGAGAUAUAUAAAAAAGAGAUAUAUAAAUACAUACCAAAGGAGAGGUAGAGGAUAUACACAAACUGACACGGGACUUUUUCAUUAUGAAAAUACAUUUUACAAUUUGUAUAUAAUAUAAAGUAUAGAUAUACUACAACACACUUAGGUAUACGACACGAGGCGUUCUGGGAGAAAAUCUUACGGAUGUGUAUAAUACAUACUUGUAAGAUACGUCAUAUUAUUAUCAUACAAGAAAGAAAGAGAGAGAGGAGAGAGUUCACGGAUAUAUAUAUUAUAUAUAUUCGAAAUUUCGAGAUUUUCCAUAUAUUAUUCAUUUAAGUACACAGACCAGAGAUUGUCGCGAAGGUGGCCAUAGCUACAUAGAUCUGUAGACUCUAGCUGCCGUAGGUUUCUUCAACCAGAAGCGCUCGGCCAAUCGUAACACGAAAUUACAGAGGUAGAUUACACGAGAGAGGAAUAUCGACGAAUUCAUUCCCCCCGAAUUGAUCGUUUACAGUUUACCUACGAAGAGUCAAUCCAUCGAAGAGCACGAAGUACGUAUUCCGGUAGAUGCGUUAUCAUAAUAUAGGUGAACACACGAGUGGAACAAUUCUCUUGCCUUUUAUCGAAAAGUAGAACCUAUUCGGAUAUUUUUAAGACGUAUACUGGAUUGCACAUUGUACGAGUAGCAUAAGUAGAAGGACGUUUACUUUAUCCAGUCGGUCGUCUCUCCGCGAGAGGGGAAACAGGUCGGCGGGUACGGCGGCUCUCCCGUAAAAAUGCCUCGCUAUCCAAAUCGCACGGAUUUACGCUUUCCAAUUGCGACAUAAUCGGCAUUUCAAAAAGAAAGGGAAAAAAAGAAGAAACAAACACAACUCGCGUCUGUAGAUCGAAUAUCGACAAUUCCGAAUACAUAAAUCUAUUGACGUUCAUCACGACCAAGUGUAAUUUAUAUAAGAUUACGACGCAUGUGAUCGACAGAUUUAAGAAAUCGCGAUCCGACUUCUCGGCAUUGCCGAGACUGCUAAUCAGCGCGUCGAGAUAUCCGUACACACCGUACGCUCGGAAAUUCAAACGUGAAACUAUAUUACCCCGCGAUAGGAAGUGUGAUUACGGGCGAAAUGGCCGCACUUGUCGACCGUUUUAUUAGUUACGCCGUUUCACUUCCGAAUACCCUAUUCUACGAGGAAACAAAAAAAAAAAGAAGAAAGACGAUAAGAGAACCGCUAGAACUUACUCCCGUUCAUUACCAUUAAUUACGGCGGACAGAAGCAAGUGAAUUAUAACUCUGUAAUAUAUUAUAUAGGUAGUAUUAAAUGACGAUCGCGCGUGAAAGAUCGUGAAGAAUUUUUAUGAGACGACACACACGAGGAGGGCAACAAUAGAAGAUAAAUCUAACGAGAAACGAAAACUAGGUGAACACACAGCGUAAUUAGCCAUGCAUCUGAUAUUAAUCGAUAGUUGAUGUAACUUUUCAUUUAAUUCGCCCCCUAUUCUGUCCCAUCUUCCCCCUCCACCUCUUGACGCAUCAUUUGGACUCGUUUACGCUAAAUAACAGUAACGAUUACAAAGCCUUCUCGGAACAACAACAACAACAACAACAAGUAGAUAUUUUACAACUUGGGACGAUCAGCGUUUUCCCCAUUUGUUCUUAUAAAUUCGUAGUUAAUUAUAUCGAACUUUGCUAGUCUUCACGUAACGUAAUAAAAUUUUGAAUAAUCGGAUAUACAAUUUUUUUAAUUCUCAGGUGAACACUAUAGCGUCUUAAGAUAAUACAAGAAUUAUAUACACUUUCAUAUAAUAUUUUGUAUUUAUUGUAACAUUCGAUAAAGAAAAAAAAAAAGUAAUUGAGCUUGUAUAAUAUCGAAGCUAUAGAGUUAGCUGGACAAAAGACAACUUCUCGUUUACUUUCGAUCUCAAUUAUUAAAUUAGACGACGUGAAAAACUGCUAUCGUCAGGGUACAGAGCGUAACUUAAUUUAAGGGAUGAAAAGAAUGUGAUUUGAUUUGUGAUAUUCUGUAUUUGCGUAAUCGAUAAUCUAUUGUCUCGUGAUAACUCGCGAGGUUAUGUCUUUUGCUUGUACUGUUGAAGGUGUCCGUUUCAAAUUUCACAUCCGAAGGAACAUGAUUUCUCCCGUUAAUAACAUUACAGCGUCAUAAUUUUCUUACGUACAUUUUGAUUGCCGUUAUUUGUAUUAAUUUGAUACAAAAAAAAGAACAAACAAAAGUAUGAAGAUGCUAAUAAAAGAUAUUGAAAAGUUGACAAUUGUUAUUGUAAGUCGAACGACUAAUAAUAGCAACGUAGUGACAUGGCGAGUAGCUCGUGGAUUUGCAGGAUAGCACGUUGCUGUAACUUUCCUAUUUUCACGAGGAGACCGAAUCGAUCGAUCGAUCGCACCGUGCUAAGAAUGAGACCGGGACAUAAUUUCACGCAUUACUGUAGUAUAAAUGGCCAUAAAAGAAAAAAAAAAGUGAAAAUAUGAAGUUUCUAUUGAUAAUAAUUGUAAAUUGUGAAAAGCGUGGCGCUGUUUGCCACGAGAGAUUUUUUAUUAAUUGUAUAAUAUUAUAUAUUGUAAUAUAUAAAGCAGUUCUGUCUAAGUAUUCGAGGGACGGUUUGCUUCGCAUCUAAUUUGGCAAUCUCCAACGCCGUUUAGCGACACGAUAAUCGGCGAAUCACGGACGGAAUUCAAACGAUCGACGGGUGUUCUGCUAGAUCGCCACACCAACGUAAUUCCCGAGGAUAGCCCACUUGUAACAUAAUCCCUACAUAGCCUGAGUCCACGUUUUAUUCAUCGGUAUUCGCGGAUCACGGGCGCGCGUUGCGCAAGGUAAAAUGGUGAUUGGAACGUUGUCGAAGUAGAUCGAAACAUAACGCGACAUCCCCAUUACGUGGAAUAAUUGUACGAUAUAGAGUGAGACAUACGCUUCGUUCGAAUUGCUAGAGGAUUACGUUCACUUCCGAAACCUCUCCCACUUGAUGUUUUUUGUCGUUCAGCUUCCUAAACGAAUCUCAUCGAUACAGCGUGUCAGCGUGAAGUGUAUAUUAGAUAUGCUAAAACUAUCAACGAUUUUACGACCAAUGCUAGAUUAGUUAAUCCCAACGUCGACGAUAUAAGAGAUCAUUUCAAGACUAUAGUCUAGUUAAUUAGAACGUGAUAAGAUAAUGUCUGAAAGAUUCUUGCAUACACUGUGCGUACUUCCUUCCAUAUAGCGCGGAAAGGUUGCCGAAAUAUUGCGAGGACAUUUCAUCACGAUGUAAAUUGUAAUAAAAUGUUACAAGUGCGUUCUGUGCGGAUCGUUUCACGACCAAUGUUCUUAGUCUCGGUGGUAACCAAAGCGGGAUCACACACGAUCGCUCAUACAAUUGUGGCAGGAACAAUUGCACAGACACACACAUAUAUACACAUUCAUAUACAUCCAUACAUACACGCACGGACACACACACACACACACACACACACACGUGAGACAUCCUUUCGUUCCAAAUGAGUGCAAGAAUGUUUGCUUUGGACAUGACACUUAUUCGAUCGGUUCUAUUAGGUAGACUACGGUCUUUAGUUAGAAUUGGGUUUGAAAAUUUUUGAAACGAUACAUCAGCGGCCUUCCAAAAGUUUCAGGAUAUCUAAAAUUAAAAGGACGUCUCGUGCAAAAGAGAAAAAGCGCUAAUAGAGAUAUAUAUUAUAUAUAUAUAUAUAUAUAUAUAUAUAUAUAUAUAUAUAUAUAUAUAUAUAUAUAUAU
Molecule: messenger RNA, 7777 nt
Organism: Odontomachus brunneus
Lineage: Eukaryota; Metazoa; Arthropoda; Insecta; Hymenoptera; Formicidae
Gene: Task6
Product: two pore potassium channel protein sup-9-like
Exons: 9
Coding region: 1618-2727 (369 amino acids)
Biological process (GO): potassium ion transmembrane transport; stabilization of membrane potential
Cellular component (GO): membrane
Molecular function (GO): potassium ion leak channel activity
Source: RefSeq, a predicted model, not a curated record